AUGCCUGAUGCACCGAAACCCGCUCCCAAGAAGGGCGCCAAGAAAGCUCUGUCCAAACCGGCGAGCAAGUCUGGCAAGAAGCGCAAGAGGACGAGGAAGGAGAGUUACGCCAUUUACAUCUACAAAGUGAUGAAGCAGGUUCAUCCCGACACCGGUAUCUCCUCCAGGGCCAUGAGUAUCAUGAAUUCAUUUGUGAACGAUAUUUUCGAGCGCAUCGCGGGUGAGGCUUCCCGCCUGGCCCAUUACAACAAGCGGUCCACCAUCAGCUCCCGGGAGAUCCAGACCGCCGUGCGCUUGCUGCUGCCCGGGGAGCUGGCCAAGCACGCCGUGUCCGAAGGGACAAAGGCGGUGACCAAGUACACCAGCUCCAAGUAAAGCUUACCCAGUGAGAUGAUCGAAAACACAACGGCUCUUUUAAGAGCCACUCACAAUUUCAG
Hypanus sabinus (Atlantic stingray) is the source of this 437-nucleotide messenger RNA. RefSeq names its product histone H2B 1/2-like. The coding region runs from base 1 to 375 and encodes 124 amino acids. Gene Ontology annotation, cellular component: nucleosome. The transcript has a single exon. The record is from RefSeq and is a predicted model, not a curated record. Gene Ontology annotation, molecular function: DNA binding; protein heterodimerization activity; structural constituent of chromatin. NCBI's taxonomy places the organism in Eukaryota, Metazoa, Chordata, Chondrichthyes, Myliobatiformes, Dasyatidae.